This is a messenger RNA of Naegleria fowleri, 627 nucleotides long. RefSeq lists its product as uncharacterized. Bases 1 to 627 code for a protein of 208 amino acids. NCBI's taxonomy places the organism in Eukaryota, Heterolobosea, Eutetramitea, Acrasida, Naegleriidae. The transcript has 2 exons. Gene Ontology annotation, biological process: small GTPase-mediated signal transduction. The record is from RefSeq and is a predicted model, not a curated record. Gene Ontology annotation, molecular function: GTP binding; GTPase activity.
AUGCAAGAAUACCCAGACACAAAAUCCCUCAAACUCGUUUGUAUUGGCGACGGAGGUAUUGGUAAAACCAUGAUGUUGAUUUCAUUUGCGUUUGGCAAAGUGGCAGAUGACAACUAUGUUCCAACAGUUUUUGACAACUACAGUGCUCAUGUAAAAUAUGGAAAUGAAACUGUGAUAUUGAAUCUAUGGGACACUGCUGGACAAGAAGAUUAUGAUCGAAUUCGACCUCUCUCCUAUCCAGAGACAGAUAUUUUCAUCCUCGCAUACAGUGUCGUGAAUCCAGAUUCGUAUCACAAUGUCAAAGUCAAAUGGUUUACUGAAAUGAAACAUCAUUGUCCAAACACUCCAUUCCUUUUGGUAGGAACCAAAACAGACUUGAGAGAUAAUGUUGAAUUUCUGCAAAUUCUCAAAUCUAGAGACUUGACACCCAUCACCUACAGCCAAGGAGUAGAACUCGCUCAAGAAUUACAAGCAGAAAAUUAUCGAGAAUGCAGUGCUGCCACACGAGGUGGAAUUCAUGAAGUUUUCAUUCGAGCCAUUAAGGCCUAUUAUGAUUAUCAAGAAAAAGAGAAGAAGAACAUCAAAAAUCAAAGCAGUAGGAAAUCCAAACAAUGUCUAGUGUUAUAA